Anneissia japonica is the source of this 693-nucleotide messenger RNA. RefSeq names its product vegetative cell wall protein gp1-like. The transcript has 2 exons. Lineage: Eukaryota; Metazoa; Echinodermata; Crinoidea; Comatulida; Comatulidae. The coding region runs from base 1 to 693 and encodes 230 amino acids. The record is from RefSeq and is a predicted model, not a curated record.
AUGGCGGACGACGAACGGAUAAGAAAUCUGCAGAUGCAGAUGGAGGAGAAAAAAGAAUAUAUAGGAAUACUUGAAAAAAGCUUGGGCGUAGCGGUGAAGAAGAAUGACGAAUUCCUUGAAAACAGGCUGUCGAUACUUAAAGAAGAGAGAAGAACUUUCAUCGCAUCUGUCAAAUAUUUCAUGGAGUUUGUCUGUUGCAAAUUGAGUAAACCAAAGGAAGAAAAGAUUCUUGAUUUACCAUCUCCAGGUCAGAAGAGGCAUUCAUUACAACCGCCUACAAGAACUGCUCCAGCACCAAAUACAUUCAAGCCUAUUAACACAUUAAACCAUAGGGUCAGUCCUACACCUCCAAAUAGAUUACCCCCAUCACCAACAUCCCCUUUUUCCCAUCCUCAUUCAAAUAGUCCUCGUAGAAUAUCAACUCCAAGUCCCACGCCCCCUUGUAGGCCACCUCCAUCUGCACCAGGGCUUUCAAACAGUAAUGUGGAUAGACUUACUCCUAGUCCUACUCCUCCAAUGAGAAUACCUCCCUCAGUGCCAGAUAGUAACAGAGGAAGACCUAGUCCAUCUCCCCCACCAAAGUUCUUUCCACAAAGUCAUGAGCGUUCUAACAGUGGGGGAAAAGGCCCUCCAAUAAGACCCCCUGUCUCUUAUACACAUCUUAUGUAUAUGUACAUGAGUAUAUGUAUGUGA